Molecule: messenger RNA, 612 nt
Organism: Penicillium oxalicum
Lineage: Eukaryota; Fungi; Ascomycota; Eurotiomycetes; Eurotiales; Aspergillaceae
Exons: 1
Coding region: 1-612 (203 amino acids)
Source: RefSeq, a predicted model, not a curated record
AUGCCCUGCACUCGAUGUCCUGAUCAGUUCAUCGACUCGAUUCAGGUUUGCCGGUCAUGCAGGCACGACCAGCGAGGAGACAAGUCCAGAGGAAGUCGGCCAUGUACGAACAGGCGGACUGAUCUCGCCUGGACCGGCACGCAUCGUGCAGCUCUUCUGCGCUUCACGAGGUCGACCGGCGGAGGAGGUGAGAUCUGGCCCCAAACCAUCGCCUCGAUUGUCCCAGAUUUGCACCCACGGGGCCAGCCGAAAGGAGGAAUCUGCGAAAGGCUGCAGGGAGACCCCCACCCGAGCAAGGACCGGACCAGACCACAGACCAAAUCAGAAGACCAGCGCAACGCGACGGACACACGCGGCGGGAUUGGAGGGAGCAGAUGCAGAUGGCCAGAUGCAGGAGGAAAGGCCGGAGCACCGAGAAAAGAAAAUUUCAAUACAUGGAAUCGAAAAUGGCAUGGCCCCAUGGACGAGCCACGGGUCUGCGAGGGCCUGGCCGGGGCCACCGACCGGAGGAGCAACAGCACUGGAAGAAAAUCGGGUGGGCCUCCCUCAAAAAGACACCCAAAAAAACAAAGACGAAAAAAAAAAACACGGCCGCUCAUUCAUCCCCUUUGA